GCGCCGAGCUGAUAAAGGCGCCAUUUUGGAGGGGCCGCGGGAGACGUGGUGUCGCUGCGGGCUCGCUCUGCCGUGCGCUAGGCUUGGUGGGAAGGCCUGUUCUCGAGUCCGCGCUUUUCGUCGCCGCCAUGUCGGGAGGUGGUGUGAUUCGUGGCCCGGCAGGGAACAACGAUUGCCGCAUUUACGUGGGUAACUUACCUCCAGACAUCCGAACCAAGGACAUUGAGGACGUGUUCUACAAAUACGGUGCUAUCCGCGACAUCGAUCUCAAGAAUCGCCGCGGAGGACCGCCCUUCGCCUUCGUUGAGUUCGAGGACCCUCGAGACGCGGAAGACGCGGUGUAUGGUCGCGACGGCUAUGAUUACGAUGGAUACCGUCUGCGGGUGGAGUUUCCUCGAAGCGGCCGUGGUACAGGCCGAGGCGGCGGCGGGGGUGGAGGUGGCGGGGCUCCCCGAGGCCGCUAUGGUCCCCCAUCCAGGCGUUCUGAAAACAGAGUGGUUGUCUCCGGACUGCCUCCAAGUGGAAGCUGGCAGGAUUUAAAGGAUCACAUGCGUGAAGCAGGUGAUGUAUGUUAUGCUGAUGUUUACCGAGAUGGCACUGGUGUCGUGGAGUUUGUACGGAAAGAAGAUAUGACCUAUGCAGUUCGAAAACUGGAUAACACUAAGUUUAGAUCUCAUGAGGGAGAAACUGCCUACAUCCGGGUUAAAGUUGAUGGGCCCAGAAGUCCAAGUUAUGGAAGAUCCCGAUCUCGAAGCCGUAGUCGUAGCAGAAGCCGUAGCAGAAGCAACAGCAGGAGUCGCAGUUACUCCCCAAGGAGAAGCAGAGGAUCACCACGCUAUUCUCCCCGUCAUAGCAGAUCUCGCUCUCGUACAUAAGAUGAUUGGUGACACUUUUUGUAGAACCCAUGUUGUAUACAGUUUUCCUUUACUCAGUACAAUCUUUUCAUUUUUUAAUUCAAACUGUUUUGUUCAGAAUGGGCUAAAGUGUUGAAUUGCAUUCUUGUGUAAUAUCCCCCUGCUCCUAACAUCUACAUUCCCCUCAUGUCUGAUAAAUUGUAUUUUAAGUGAUGUCAUAGACAGGAUUGUUUAAAUUUAGUUAACUCUCCAUGCUCUUCAGACUGUGAUAUCGUGUAAAUGUCUAUUCUGCUCUGGUUUGUGUGAACUGGGAUGUUGGGGGUGUUUGUGGUUAUCUUACCUGGGGAAGUUCUUAUGUUUAUCUUGCUUUUCAUGUGUCUUUCUGUAGACAUAUCUGAAGAGAUGGAUUAAGAAUGCUUUGGAUUAAGGAUUGUGGAGCACAUUUCAAUCAUUUUAGGAUUGUCAAAGGAGGAUUGAGGAGGAUCAGAUCAAUAAUGGAGGCAAUGGUAUGACUCCAAGUGCUAUUGUCACAGAUGAAAUUGGCAGUAUUGACCUUAUACUAAAAGACAAGGGUUAAAAGUGAUUAUAUAUAUAUAUAUAUAUAUAUACAAGUCUACUUUAAAACACUUGCAAACAUCUUAAUGCAGUUAUCUUUAGCUACAAUUGCUUUGCUCUUUAAACCUUGGCAAUUGUGGCAAAAUUACAUUGCCCAUUUUGUAACAAUUUAUUUGCUCCCUUCCCCCCUUUUUUGUUUUAAUAGGGACUAAUGUGGGAAGAACUGGCUAAUUUGUCACAGUGCUUAGUUACAACUGUUAAUGUGUGACCUGCUGUUGGUGUACAUGUGGGUACAGGGUGUCUUUAAUUCCAACCAGAUAGAGUAUAAUAUCAAUACUGCUAAAUCUGCAUGUCCUCUGUGUGACUGAUAUAGCGUUGCUAUUUCAUUUUUUUAAGACAAAAUGAAAGCAAAAUAGAGAAUUCCAAUGUAUUGGUGUAGAUAAUCUAGUUGGGAAUACUUUUAAGUCUCACCUUUCCCUUUAAACUAAUAUUCAUAAUUGACUCAUGUUUAAAACUUUAAUUUACAAAUUAAAUUGCAGAUGGGAGCAUUAGGUUUAGUGUAGACUUAGGGUGGGUAGCAGUACCAGUAAAUUCAACUACAUAACUUUUUGCAACCACAAAACCUGUAAUACGCUGUACAGUAACAAGUGUUGGCAUUAUCAGUUGAACUGUAAAUAUAAAAUGCUUCUUCCAAUUAGUCUCUAUGAUGAUUAAGUUUCUAAAAUUUAUCUGAUCACCAUUCAGAAACUUGUUUUGGGGAAUUUGAUAGUUAUUGAUGUACAUCUGUUAAACUGAUGACAGACAUAACUCAUCAUUCCCCAGAAACCUUUUUUGAUUACAGUAUCUAACAUUUUGCCUCCUCUUUUUUGGUUUUGCUGGUUAUAAAGGUUUGGAUUGGAGAGGGCUCACUGGAUCCCAAUCCUUGGAGCUGGAUCAUUGGAUUCAAAUCAUAAUGUGGAUAGGAUAGGGAGGAUGAAUUACAAGGAUAUGGAGCGGGAUCAGAUUACCAGGAACAUAGGAGUGGAUUCCUGCCCCAACCAAACCGCAUUCGUGUGGAUUUUUUUUUUUUUAUUCAACUUAAUUGGCUAUUCCAAAGAUGUUUUUUUUUCCUAUUUUUGACGAUUGGAGCCCUUAAGAUGCACGAUGGAAUUGUGUUUUGCAUUUUUUGGUAAAAGGAGCAAAGCGAGGACCUGGAGAUAAUACGCUGGAGCAAUCUCCUUGGAAGGAUUCAGCACGAGUAGAUGGUAAACAUUUAAAGGGGAAAAGGGGGGGUUUGUUUAAAAUAGUAAAUCAGUAAGUCACUUCUAAAUUUAAAGAACAAAAUUGGAGUUGAAGAAUAAGUAGGUUUCCAAUUGGCUAUUGCCGUUUUUCUUUGAAAAAAAUAAACAUUUUUUAAAAAAACUA
Messenger RNA from Ailuropoda melanoleuca (giant panda), 2813 nucleotides. RefSeq names its product serine and arginine rich splicing factor 1 (gene SRSF1). The transcript is spliced from 4 exons. The coding region runs from base 129 to 875 and encodes 248 amino acids. Gene Ontology annotation, cellular component: nucleus; cytoplasm. The record is from RefSeq and is a predicted model, not a curated record. NCBI's taxonomy places the organism in Eukaryota, Metazoa, Chordata, Mammalia, Carnivora, Ursidae. Gene Ontology annotation, molecular function: mRNA binding.